Ylistrum balloti is the source of this 2976-nucleotide messenger RNA. RefSeq names its product putative pre-mRNA-splicing factor ATP-dependent RNA helicase PRP1. NCBI's taxonomy places the organism in Eukaryota, Metazoa, Mollusca, Bivalvia, Pectinida, Pectinidae. The record is from RefSeq and is a predicted model, not a curated record. Bases 30 to 2210 code for a protein of 726 amino acids. Gene Ontology annotation, cellular component: spliceosomal complex; intracellular anatomical structure. The transcript is spliced from 13 exons. Gene Ontology annotation, molecular function: RNA binding; RNA helicase activity; ATP binding.
CGUAUAUUUAUUGCAGGGUAAAGUUUUCCAUGAUGUCGAAAAGACACCGCAUAGAUGUUGGAGACUCCUCUAAGAGGUCACGGGUUGAAGAUGGGGACAAAGUCAAAGAGGAAAAACCCAAAUCAAUAUUCGAACAAUUUAAUAUACCCAAGCCACAGAUACAAAUGAACCCAUUCACAGGUCUUCCUUAUUCACCCAGAUACUUCGAGUUAUUUAACAAAAGAAGCAAACUACCAGUAUGGGAAUACAAAGAGAAAUUUAUGGAUGUGCUAAAUAAAAACCAGACUUUGGUACUGGUGGGAGAGACAGGCUCUGGAAAAACUACACAAAUUCCCCAAUGGUGCCUCGAGUGGGUGAGAGCACGGUUUGCAAAGAAAGGAGUUGCAUGUACACAACCAAGACGAGUGGCCGCUAUGUCGGUCGCUCAGCGCGUGUCAGAGGAAAUGGAUGUUGGCCUGGGACAAGAAGUUGGCUACAGUAUCCGAUUUGAAGAUUGCACUUCAUCAAAAACACUUCUAAAAUAUAUGACAGAUGGUAUGUUGCUGAGAGAAGGUAUGUCAGACCCACUGUUAGAAAACUAUGGUAUCAUCAUGCUUGAUGAGGCUCACGAGCGUACCCUAGCUACAGAUAUCCUCAUGGGUCUUCUAAAGGAAGUCGCCAAACAGAGAUCAGAUCUCAAAAUCAUCAUCAUGAGUGCAACCCUAGAUGCUGGAAAGUUUCAGAAUUACUUUGACAAUGCACCACUAAUGAGUGUACCAGGACGUACUCAUCCUGUAGAGAUCUUCUACACACCAGAGCCUGAGAGGGACUAUCUGGAAGCAUCUAUACGUACUGUAGUGCAGAUACACAUGUGUGAGGAAAAAGAGGGUGAUAUUCUGUUGUUCCUCACUGGGCAAGAGGAGAUCGACGAAGCAUGUAAACGAAUACAGAGAGAAAUUGAUAAUUUGGGACCAGAAAUUGGAGACAUGAAAUGUAUACCUUUAUAUUCCACUCUCCCUCCAAACCUACAACAACGGAUAUUUGAACCUGCUCCUGCUAAGAAGGCAAACGGAGCGAUAGGAAGAAAAGUUGUGGUUUCGACCAAUAUAGCAGAGACAUCUUUAACAAUUGAUGGUGUGGUAUUUGUGAUAGAUCCAGGGUUUGCAAAACAAAAGGUGUACAACCCACGUAUACGAGUAGAAUCACUUUUAGUGACAGCCAUUAGUAAAGCAAGCGCCCAACAGAGGGCAGGACGUGCAGGUAGAACACAGCCAGGAAAGUGUUUCCGUCUAUAUACAGAACGAGCAUACAAACAGGAAAUGCAGGAAAACACAUACCCAGAAAUCUUGCGGUCAAAUCUGGGAUCUGUAGUGCUACAACUGAAGAAACUUGGUAUUGAUGAUCUAGUCCACUUCGAUUUUAUGGAUCCUCCAGCUCCUGAGACGCUGAUGAGAGCUUUGGAAUUGUUGAAUUACCUCGCAGCCCUAGAUGAUGAUGGAGAGCUGACAGAACUUGGGUCCAUGAUGGCAGAGUUUCCACUUGACCCACAACUGGCCAAGAUGGUGAUUGCCAGUUGUGACUUCACCUGUUCCAAUGAGAUUUUAUCAAUAACUGCCAUGUUGUCAGUCCCACAGUGUUUUGUGCGACCCACGGAGGCAAAGAAGGCAGCUGAUGAGGCAAAGAUGAGGUUUGCUCACAUUGACGGGGACCACCUCACUCUUCUCAAUGUAUACCAUGCAUUCAAACAAAGCCAGGAAGAUCCCCAGUGGUGUUAUGACAACUUUGUUAACUUCCGAUCACUGAAGAGUGCUGACAACGUACGGCAGCAGCUGGCCAGGAUCAUGGAUCGGUUCAAUUUACGGAGAUCCAGUACUGACUUCACUAGUCGGGACUACUAUCUUAACAUCAGGAAGGCUCUGGUUUCUGGAUUUUUCAUGCAGGUUGCCCAUUUAGAAAGAACUGGACACUACCUAACGGUGAAGGACAGUCAGAUUGUCCAGCUCCAUCCAUCCACCUGCCUUGACCACAAACCAGAGUGGGUCCUUUACAAUGAGUUUGUAUUGACCACUAAGAACUACAUUCGUACAGUGUCUGAUGUCAAACCUGACUGGCUGGUAGCAGUGGCUCCUCAGUAUUAUGAUAUGGAAAACUUCCCUCAGUGUGAAGCUCGGCGACAAUUAGAGAGGAUCAUUGCAAAGAUGCAAACAAAACAGUACCAAGAAGGAAACUAACAGACAGAUAUUACUUACCAGUAGUUACAAGACUAAAUGUUAAGGUCAUUUGUCAUCAACACCUAUCGGUAGUCAGUGUUGUUUGUGAUCAGUACCAACAUAUAAGUUUUGAAUAGAAAAAGGAUCACAAGGAAAAAGAUGUGUUUUUUGAAGGACGUGAUCAAGUGACUACAGCGUGUUUUUUGAAGGAUGCGAUUAAGUGACUACAGCGUGUUUUUUGAAGGAUGCGAUUAAGUGACUACGACUUUUUAAAUUAACCUCUGUAUAUUCAUCAAACUCUAAAGAUUAGGAGGAAUUGUAUUCAAGAUCAGGAUUAAUGUCACAUACUAGUGAUAUGGGAAGUCUGUUUUUUAUUUCUAGUUGGUUUAGAUACAAGCAGAAAAAUCACUGGCUUAUUAAAAGUGAAUUAGUUCAUUGUAAUUUGGAGCAAAACAAGAACAAAAAAAUAGAACAUUUCACUAUAGAUAAAUGUUAAAUUUAAACACAAAGGAGCUAAACGUUCGUGUUCAUCAUUGUCAUCCAUCAUCUUCAUCAAUAUCAGUGUCACCAUUAUUUGGUUGUCAUUAUCAGCAUUGUUGAGUUGUAGUUGUUGUUGUCAUUGUUCUGACAUGUGAUGUAUUUAAACACCGACCAGUGUGUGUGCUUGUUUGGAGUCCGUGGUAAACCCAGGCAUAAACAGCAUUGAUUAGGAGUGACUGUUCAUUACAUGUUGUAUGUCAUGCUCAUUCGUCAUGGUGAAUGACAGUUGCAUUAAAAUUGAAAUGGA